Molecule: messenger RNA, 471 nt
Organism: Leptosia nina
Lineage: Eukaryota; Metazoa; Arthropoda; Insecta; Lepidoptera; Pieridae
Source: the annotation of a GenBank genome assembly
AUGACUCGACUUCUGCUUAUCUUCUCUGCUGUAAUAGCUGUGGCGAUAGCGAUACCGGCCCCUGGAUACCAUGUGGUACACUCAGCACCGCUUCUGCACGCUCCCAUAGUCCACCACGCUCCUAUAUACCACGCCCCAAUUGUUCACCACGCUCCAAUAUACCACCAUGCACCUAUUGUCCACUCAGUGCCAGUACAUCACCCAGUUGUGAAAUAUAAGGUAGCUUUCUUCGCCCUUGUAGCAGUUGCGAGUGCUGGAGUGAUCGCCCCUAUCGUCCCAGUGGCCCACCCUGUUGUCCAUCAUGUCGCCCCAGUGGUGCCCGUAGCCUCAGUCCACUCAGCGGUGGUACACCACAGACCACUCGUCCACGCACCAGUUGUCCACGCACCUUUGGUCCACGCACCAGUUGUUCACGCGGCCCCAGUUGUACCUAUCGUUAAACACCAUGCACCCAUUCUUUUACAUCAUUGA